AUGAAACCUGUCUUUUCAAUACCUUCAUUAAAGUUUUCCUAUGGGGUUGUGAGAAAAGUAUUUGAUAAAUAACGAUCUAAAUCAGUAGGCCUAAAGGGAAUUAAGCUUAAUGAUGAAGGUGUUCCUAAUAAAACUAUGAGAGAAAAAGGUAUAUUAUAAAUGUUAAAACAUCCAAAUAUUACAAAGUAUUUUAUUGAACAAAAGAAGAUAUUCCUUAAAAAAAUUUAAAUGAAAAUAAAUUAAUAGAUUUAAAUUGGAUAAAGCGAAUCAUAAAUCACAUAAUUUUAGGUUUAUCGUAUUGUCAUGAGAUCUUUAACCAGAGAACUUUUUAUUAAAUGGGAUGACAGUAAAAUUGCAAACUUUGGACUGUCUAAAGUGUUUCCAAUUUCAAUCAAAAAAUUUCCAUCAGAAGUUUGUAUAUAGUAUAGAGCCUCAGAAAUCCUACUUGGAGAUGAUAAUGAAGUAACUAGUGCUGAUAUUUGGGCUAUUGGUUGCAUAAUAGCUGAAUGUUUAAAUAGAUAACCACUCUUUAGAGGGGAUGGCUAAAUUUUUAUCGUAUGCAAUAUUAUGUUUAAGUUUCUUGGAACUCCAUCUAAUGAUAACUAUUUUGGAUAAUCUAAAAUUCCACAUUUCAGGUUGAAUUUUUCAAAAUUUAGAGCCGAAAAUCUGACUUCAAUUAAACCAAUAUUUGAUAGAAUUUAAUAUGAUGAAUUUUAAGAAUAGAAAAUUUUUAAAUAUUUUUUAUCUAGAAUUCGCAACUUUAAAUAUUGA
This is a messenger RNA of Paramecium tetraurelia, 771 nucleotides long. RefSeq lists its product as uncharacterized. Gene Ontology annotation, cellular component: cytoplasm; nucleus; cyclin-dependent protein kinase holoenzyme complex. Gene Ontology annotation, molecular function: ATP binding; cyclin binding; cyclin-dependent protein serine/threonine kinase activity. NCBI's taxonomy places the organism in Eukaryota, Ciliophora, Oligohymenophorea, Peniculida, Parameciidae. Gene Ontology annotation, biological process: protein phosphorylation; G1/S transition of mitotic cell cycle; regulation of G2/M transition of mitotic cell cycle. The transcript has 6 exons. The record is from RefSeq and is a predicted model, not a curated record.